GUAAGGAAGCAGCACAUUUAGAAUCAGCAAAGGCAGAGAAGACAUCAUGGCUGAAUUCACGGGAGGAGAGGUUUACCAGGCAGAAUUUGACCCCAAAGCCUACCUGGAAUACUUCAAGUUUGGAGAAUGUGCCAUUGGGGAUGAAGUGGUGACAAUUGCACUCAAAAACUUUUGCAAAGCCUUUUCUUCAGGGCUCCUGAAAGGCGACACCCUGAUCGAUAUAGGCAGCGGCCCCACCAUUUACCAACUCCUCUCUGCCUGCGAGUCCUUUACGACCAUCAUCGCCUCAGAUUACAUCGAACAGAACUGCCAGGAACUGCAGAAAUGGCUGAAGAACGAACCAGGGGCUUUUGACUGGGCCCCGGUGGUGAAGUACGUGUGUGAACUGGAGGGAAACAGGGACAAGUGGGCAGAGAAAGAGGCCAAGCUCAGAAAAGCCGUCAAGCAGGUUUUAAAAUGCGACAUCCAUCAAAGCAACCCGAUGGAUCCCCUCACUUUGCCCCCGGCUGACUGCGUUCUCUCGGUGGAAUGCCUUGAAGGUGCCUGCAAAGAUAAGAACAGCUUCAGGGCUGCUCUGAGGAAUAUGAGCUCUCUGUUGAAGAUCAGUGGACACUUGGUGCUUGCUGGAGUCUUGGGGUGCAAUUUCUACAUGGUUGGCUCCCGUAGGUUCUCCAGCUUGAACCUGACCGAGGAAUUCAUGCGGGAAGCCAUCUGUGCAAAUGGGUUUGCUCUCGUCGAGUUCAAGGUGCAACCCAGGGUUUCCAUGGAGAUGUCCGAGUUAAGUGAUUUCGCUGCGACCUACUUCAUCAUUGCACGCAAAGAGAAGGAGGCAUAACACAAUGAAACAGUAAACUGAGAGCCAGUGUGGUGUAGUGGCUAAAGUGUUGGACUGGAAGUCUGGAGAUCCGGGUUCUAGUCCCCACUCAGCGAUGGAAACCCACUGGGUGACAUUGGGCCAGUCACAGACUCUCAGCCCAACCUACCUCACAGGGUUGUUGUUGUGAGGAUAAAAUGGAAAGGAGGAGGA
Elgaria multicarinata webbii is the source of this 1027-nucleotide messenger RNA. Its product is annotated as nicotinamide N-methyltransferase-like. Gene Ontology annotation, cellular component: cytosol. The record is from RefSeq and is a predicted model, not a curated record. Bases 47 to 835 code for a protein of 262 amino acids. Gene Ontology annotation, molecular function: N-methyltransferase activity. Lineage: Eukaryota; Metazoa; Chordata; Lepidosauria; Squamata; Anguidae. The transcript is spliced from 3 exons.